Messenger RNA from Pteropus alecto (black flying fox), 9174 nucleotides. It is a transcript of the gene TEAD1, whose product is annotated as TEA domain transcription factor 1. Gene Ontology annotation, biological process: regulation of transcription by RNA polymerase II; hippo signaling; embryonic organ development. NCBI's taxonomy places the organism in Eukaryota, Metazoa, Chordata, Mammalia, Chiroptera, Pteropodidae. Gene Ontology annotation, cellular component: transcription regulator complex. The coding region runs from base 291 to 1601 and encodes 436 amino acids. The record is from RefSeq and is a predicted model, not a curated record. The transcript is spliced from 14 exons. Gene Ontology annotation, molecular function: DNA-binding transcription factor activity, RNA polymerase II-specific; RNA polymerase II cis-regulatory region sequence-specific DNA binding.
CUUCUCAAAGAUGAAAGAGGGCACGGUCGUCUUUGCUGCUUCUCCAGGACUGUUGCUGCCUCCGCCGCCGCUUCAUUGCACAUUCAAGUGGAAAAUUUUCAGGAGUCAGCAGAAACAUUGUGUCCAAAAAAGACUGAGUCGCAGUUACCACCAAACCCUGGAGGAGACUCUCCCUGGAAAACUUCCCUUCGGUUUAUUUUCUUGAAAAGGCUCCAAGCUUUGGCUUGGAAAAUUCAACCGCCAAAAUUGAGCCCAGCAGCUGGAGCGGCAGCGAGAGCCCUGCCGAAAACAUGGAAAGGAUGAGUGACUCUGCUGAUAAGCCAAUUGACAACGAUGCAGAAGGGGUCUGGAGCCCUGACAUUGAGCAGAGCUUUCAGGAAGCCUUGGCUAUCUAUCCACCAUGUGGGAGGAGGAAAAUCAUCUUAUCAGAUGAAGGCAAGAUGUACGGUAGGAACGAAUUGAUAGCCAGAUACAUCAAACUCAGGACAGGGAAGACGAGGACCAGAAAACAGGUGUCUAGUCAUAUACAGGUCUUAGCAAGAAAGAAAGUUCGAGAAAUUCAAGCCGCCAUUAAGGUGUCUAGUCACAUUCAGGUUCUUGCCAGAAGGAAAUCUCGUGAUUUUCAUUCCAAGCUAAAGGUGACAAGCAUGGAUCAGACUGCAAAGGAUAAGGCCCUUCAGCAUAUGGCUGCCAUGUCAUCAGCCCAGAUCGUCUCAGCCACUGCCAUUCACAACAAGCUGGGGCUGCCUGGGAUUCCACGCCCCACCUUCCCGGGGGCUCCGGGGUUCUGGCCGGGAAUGAUACAAACAGGGCAGCCAGGAUCCUCACAAGACGUCAAGCCCUUCGUGCAGCAGGCCUACCCCAUCCAGCCAGCAGUUACAGCCCCCAUUCCAGGGUUUGAGCCUGCGUCAGCCCCAGCUCCCUCGGUCCCUGCCUGGCAAGGCCGCUCCAUUGGCACAACCAAACUUCGCCUGGUGGAAUUCUCCGCUUUCCUCGAACAGCAGCGAGACCCAGACUCGUACAACAAACACCUCUUCGUGCACAUUGGGCAUGCCAACCAUUCUUACAGUGACCCAUUGCUCGAAUCAGUGGACAUUCGUCAGAUUUAUGACAAAUUUCCUGAAAAGAAAGGUGGCUUAAAGGAACUGUUUGGAAAGGGCCCUCAAAAUGCCUUCUUCCUCGUAAAAUUCUGGGCCGAUUUAAACUGCAAUAUUCAAGAUGAUGCCGGGGCUUUUUACGGUGUAACCAGUCAGUAUGAGAGUUCUGAAAACAUGACAGUCACCUGUUCCACCAAAGUUUGCUCCUUUGGGAAGCAAGUAGUAGAAAAAGUAGAGACGGAGUAUGCAAGGUUUGAGAAUGGCCGAUUUGUAUACCGAAUAAACCGCUCCCCAAUGUGUGAAUAUAUGAUCAACUUCAUCCACAAGCUCAAACACUUGCCAGAGAAAUAUAUGAUGAAUAGUGUUUUGGAAAACUUCACAAUUUUAUUGGUGGUAACAAACAGGGAUACACAAGAAACUCUCCUCUGCAUGGCCUGUGUAUUUGAAGUUUCAAAUAGUGAACAUGGAGCACAACAUCAUAUUUACAGGCUUGUAAAAGACUGAACAUGGUUAUUUAUAUAUAUAGAUACCUGUAUAUAUACACACACACAUAUGUGCGCACACACACACACUCUCUCCAUUAUUGAAUGACUGACUGUAAACCUCACCGUGCAGGGGUUGUGCCCUGGCCCUGAGGUCACCCUACUUUUCUAAAUUCUGUUUGAGUGAAGUCAUUUUUUCAUGUAUUCAUACUAUCAUUGUAGCUGUGAAGUUCUGGUACAGUUGUAAAAAGAGAAAUCAAGUUGUUUCUAUGUGUUCUUCAGAUCUGCAGCCCACAAUUUCUCGGGAAAGGUGAACCUUAAGAACCCAAGUCUCUGUCUGCAGAGACCUGUUUCUAAUUGUGGAAGAAAAUAUUCAGACAGAGCAUUUGCCAUGAGACAUUUACAGCCUUUAUACAAAUGUAUUUAGUUCUUUUUUUUUCCAACAUAAAAUUCUUGUUUUAAGAUACAAGUAAAAUUAAUCUUUAAAUAUAAAUGUAAAUUAGUACAUGAAACUAAGAAUCUUUAGACUUAUCUUUGUAACUAAUUAGGGUGGAAGUUAUGAAAGAAUGUAAUUCACUAAAUUAUUUUUUAAAUGAAACUUUUCUUUCUUUUUGAAACCAAAUGUUAAAAUAUAGCCUUAAGAAAUGCUUGGUAGAAAUAUCCUAAUGAAACAAAUUUGUACUUUUUUCACAAAGUUAAAACUAAUCUCCUAAUCCAUUAAACUCUUAAACAGGUAUUACAAAGGAAGAAAACUUCACCCCUUAUCCUUAACAUAUAUAGUAUAUUUAAAAUAUAAAAUUGUAUUGUACUAAUGUGAUGAUUGAUUAUUUAAUGAAAAAGAAAAGAUGGCUCUUUUUGCAAUAAGUAGAUAAAUACUGAAAAUCUAAACUUACAACGUUUAUAGUCUUGUGUGUGCAGUUAUAUUUUAUAUGGACAACCAAAUUUUUUAUUAAGAUGAGUAAAUAUUUGAACCACUGAAAUUUAAUAACAAAAAUUAAAAUUGGCAUGAAUACUGCACUGUAAGCUGCAAAGUAUAGGAAAUUCCAUGGCUGGGAGAAAAUUUCAUCAACCAAACAAGUAAAAGGCUCAUCAGUUUUAGCAUCUCUGCUCUCCAGAAAUUCACAAGCAUCCUCACCAGCCUGUGGAUAAAUUGUUUAUUUCUGGUGAUCCAAUAUGCAUAUUAACUUGCUAUGACUAUAUGUGUAUGUAUGUGUUUAUAUAUACAUAUAUACACAUAUACAUAGAUAGUUAUUCAACACAUAUUUAUUGAACAUCUAUUUAGUGUCACUCAUUUUGCUAGGUGCUGAUAUGUGUAUAUAUAUCUCAGUCUGUUUCCGUAGAUCUAGAUAUAUUCUCUAAGGACAUCCAUUUUCUUGUCAUCUCUCAAUAAGUCACAGUACUUGUUUGACUGAGGUUCAAGAGGCCCAGCUAUCUAUCUCUGACCUUUUCAAACAGGCUCAUUUGAGAGGUUCUUUUCCCAGGAGAGAUUCAGCGAUCCAACCCAAAUAUUCCAAAGCACAGCCCAGGCAGAGUUGAUUCUAUGUAGCCACAUGUCUUGGGUGCUUCCCUGGGGAAUACCUCCAAUGGGCAUGCCCCCGACUUCCCAGAGAAAAGUGAUGUUUUAAUAGUUGUUAGGAAUAUGUUAAUACGAUAGAACAUGAAAUAAGUUUUAGAAGAUGUGAAACAUCUCAAGACUUUUCAUCAAGCCAGAAAAAUAUAAACUUUGUUUUAUCGCAUCCAAGAAACUUGGACACUCUCUUUUCUGUCUCACUGCUCUGACCCUGCUUGUAUAUUGGUUAGUAUCUGGUGGUUAUGAGCGUGAGGGUGUGGCUGGCUAAUGGCAAACAGAAGGACACUGGACCAAGCCUGACUUCUCCUGAAUUCAUGCCACUGGUCACUGGGAAGAUGAGAGGAGAAAGUGAAAAAUUUUCUCCAUUUGGAAUGUGCAUCCCUUACAUAAACUAGUAGGAUGGUGCCCAUCUUUCCUCCAUCAGAAACAGAAACUCUCAUCUGUUUUCUGAUUCCAAGAGGACCCUUGAAAAAUUGCCCCAGUUGUCUGCUCUUCCAUCUGCUCUUUAGCCCAAGCAUUUAAGCUUCUUCCAUGGUCAUCAUAUAUAUGACUUCUUUUGGUCACUCCUUUUAAUAAUGAUGUUUCUCUUGCUCCUUUCCUCAAGGGAAUCCCCGCUUUUCCAGAACCAGGAUCUGACGUGGCUCAGAACUUCAAGGAGGGAGGUAUCUGGUUCACAUUCCCACCCAGGAGUGGGCUCUUCUGUGCUGCCAGGAGGGCUCCUGGGAUUUACUUUCCAAAGCACAAGUAGACUGAGACCCAAGAAGACCAGCUAGAGGGUAGUUCUGUUGGCUGCAGAGAAGGGCAUACUCUGGUCUGCCGACUCAGAGCCAGACUGGGACCUCUGAUGCUUCUCUGCCAGUGUCCUCCAAAUGCCUUUGUAGUUGAGUUUGGCGGUAUACAUGAACCACCUUGAGGAUUACUUUUUGCUCUUAAAACACUUCUAAGAUCUGUUAAAGUUACUUCUUGUCUUGCUUUUCUAAAGUUUUCUCCAAGGCAGAUAUUUUCCAUAGCUUAUCCACAGGCCCAGUCACUCAGACGCUUGGUCCUCUCUCCGUCUCUCCCAAAUUAGACCCUGGGUUGGCAUUUGUGUUUAGCGUCUAAUCCGAGUCAGCCUUCGGUCAUUCAUCCUUUAUGGCAGAGUCUUUUCCCUUUGUCUGUAAAGCUUUCUAAACCAUAAGAAGCCUUUCCAAAGCUCUGUCCUCCCGUUCUCUCCCAGGUGCUCUGUCUCUUGGUGACCGCCCACCACCUACCAGAUUUGAUUCAGGGACAUCUCAUGCUUUCACUGGAGAAUUUGAAAGCCAGUUUUCCACAGCCUAAAUGUCAUAGCUGAAGAACUGGACUUUGGUCUGUUGGCAUUCUUUUCCAUCUUAGCAAGAGACCUGAAGUGGAAUCAGGACUUCUUCAAGAACAUGUCCUAAAAUUCCAGAAUGUUCAGGCUACCCUAGACCAGUGUCAGCUUCAGUACUGUUGACAUUUUGUACCAGAUAAUUCAUUGCUGUGUGGGGCUGUCCUGUGCAUUGUAGGAGCUUUAGCAGCAUCCCUGACCUCUGUUCACCAGGUGCUGGCAGCAGACCUUCCCCCAGUCGUCACAACCCAGAAUGUCUUCAGACUUUGCCAAAUGGUCCUGGGCACAAAAUUGUUCCUAGUUGAGAACCACCGCCCUAGAUCUUACAGGUCACAAAUGCCAUAUUCGAUAUUUUCUUUUUCCUUCCAGUUCACCCCAAGAUAACAUCUCUCCUUAUUUCAGGUCAUCAAGAGGCAGGCAGGGAUUUAAGCAAGUGACACUGUCAACGUUCUCUUCCUGUUUCAGAACCUCUGUUUCACAACAGAGUCCCUCUUGCCACAAGUAUUCUCACACUCAUCCCUGGGGAAGUGGAGAACAGCUGGUCACCAUCAUCCUUAUGAUCAGCUCACACCUAUUUAAAGAGCAUUUCUAAUUCGAUCUUCAACCCUGAGUUUACCAGUUUAAAAAAAAAAAAUCCCAGCGAUUUUCAUUAUUUCCCAUAAACUCAUGAGCCUCAUUAUCAAGCCUUUAAUCAUUUCAGUCAAUAUUUUCUGGUAUUCUUCUACUUUCUGCCUUACACUCAGUGCUGUUUGUGAUUUAUGGAAGCCUCAGGAACAUGUCUUUUCAUCUUCAAGGAUGGAGGAGGGAAGGAUUAGUUCCAAAGAGGGCUGAUAGAAUGUUUUCUUUAUUGAGCUAAGAGGGCAUAAUCUACUCUCCUUCAGUUUGUAGAUGAGAAAGUUGAGGCUCAGAGAAGACGUGACUUGCACAAAGUCACCCAGCUUGGUUAGAGACGGAAAUAAGGGUGAGGCUUUAGGAUGCCUGCCACUUAACCUUUGGCCUCUUCCGGUGAAGUUGUUCCUCUUUGGUGCUCACGCUUCGAUUAUCCCUACACAAUCAAUGGACAGGUUCAGUUCAGAAGAGCGAGGGAGAUGAAGAACCCGCCCUCCCCCACCAGAGCGACAGCAUCACCCCCAUGCUGAUGCUGCUGCUUCUCAUACUGGAGGUCUUGUCUGGCUGGAGCUAUCCGAGCAUCUGCAAGCAGAAAGGAAAGCUGAUGAGCCUUUUCAAUUACUCUGAGGACAGUUCACCUGCCACAGGCUUUGAGUCAAAUGUCUGUUUUCUAAGCAUCCCAGCAGCGACGUCCUGCACUCAGACCAGCCAAAAAACAGGCCCCCGUUCCAAGCACUUGGUGUUACCAUUCCCCGAAUGACUUUAAAACCCAAGUCGUUAGGUUUCAGUACUGUAGUGGCUUUAGCAGUUUGUUUUUGUGCAACCGUAAAUUAUUUAAGUCAUAUGAUAUGACAGUCAAUUUUACAAACCAGGUACAUAUAAUUUGUAUAAUUUUGUAUAUGCUCUGGUACACUACACUUGUCCUAAUGAAGGAUAGAACCAGUUUUGUUUGUCGGUGUUCACACCUGUGACAUUAAGAGGAUAUGUCUGCAUUGCUCAUUUCUUUAUGUUGAUGUUUCUGUGGCAAAGCCCUGCACAUGUCAUUUCUGAAAAGCCUUAAAUCUUUGAGAUGUUGCGUGUAGGGUAUGCAGUGCAAAAGGCUGCCUCGGAACUGUGAGCCCUUUUGUAAGCUGGAAGCAUUUCUCUUAACUACUGUUACUUUUUUAGGAAGUUUUAAAUUCAGAGCUGCCAAAGCGUUCCAGUAAGCAGUGCCUUAGUGAUACCUUAGUCGUGCCGCCAGCCUUUUCUCACUCCAGUUCUCAAUGUCCAUUUACUAAUUGGCCCGACAUUUUAAAAAGAACAAGCAAAACAUUUUAUUUUGUUUCGUAAGCCCAUUUUUCUCCAGUUCACUAGGAAACUGACUGGUCGGUCUAAAAUCUGAAACCGAACCUAAGUUCUUUGACCACACCCUCAAAUGUAUAUACCAAAAUGAAAGGUUUUGCAACUUCAUAGUUUACUAUGAAAAGCAAAUUGUACUUUUAAUGUUGCCUUUUAAAUUCACGACCAAAUACUUAGCUAUUUGUGAAUCUUCUGCACUCUAGCAUGAAAGUGCCUUUGGUUUGAGAUUCCGGCUUAGAAAAGUGCUGCCACGAUAAUGAUAAUUUGUAGAGAGACCAAAAAUAUUUUGAGAUCACCGUAAUGCCUUUGGUUUACCGGGAUGAGCAACCGACCACAGGCCUCUGUUCGCAAGAGCACGGCGUUGGACCCCGCCCGCUGGGAGUCUGUCUGCCAUGGGAGGGUCCCCCACCGCCACUCAUCAGGAGCAAACUGCAGCAGGAGGGAGCCAGGAACUGUUCUAUCAGUGUGUGCCGAUGACCCAGUGUGUCAUCUCCGCUCGUCACCUAGCCCUGCAUCCGCAUGAGGGAACUUCCACACAAACAACAGACUCCCAGCCGGUGGACAGGUUUGUCCUUCUGAUGUCCGUGUUCAGUCUCCGCGGAGGCUUUCUUUUCCAUUCAGAUGACAGUGCGCACUUAUCUGGUUUACACAAUGAUACCAUUUUGAAAGUUGGAAGCCUCAAACUGAGAUGACAGUGCAGAACAAAAAUGAGUUAGGGUCAUGACAAUUGCAGUGUUCUUCUUAGGGCGAAAAUGUGGACUCUGAGUGUUGUGUAUGAAUGUGCUGUGGGAAACUUCCAAAGAGCGCCAUUCACAAUUCGGCAUUUUCAAAGAAUGUUCCAGCCCUCAAAAGGGCCGUUCUUUAAAGUUCGAGUUGGCUUUCAUCAAACCCUUGUAUAAAUUGGGAAAGCCGAUAGAGGUAAGGAAGAGGAGUGAAAAGGACAAGAAUGCAAAAACACCAGCCAAACAAAAGCCAAGGAAAAAGAUUUUUUUUUGUUUGUUUGUUUUUUUAACCAAUAUAGACUUAAAAAUGACUUCAAACAUCUUCGAAAGUUAGCCUCUGGACUCUUAAUGCAUAUGUUCCGUCUGUCUCUACCUAGUGUCUUUACGAAUACCCUCUCUGGGCUCUAAAAUUUCAGGAGUGAUUUCUAUCCACACCAAGUUGUGAGUAUUUGUAGAAUUUCUACAAGAGAAAAAAAAAAAUCAGAUGAAAAGGAAAAUUACUCAAUAUGAGUUAUAGUGAACUGCUCAAAUUCGGCCCCUCCCUGUCAGUAUACUGUACCACACACUUGGAAGAAAUUAGUCAAAUACUUGUUUCCUCUUCUCUUUUCAACUGUUACUGUGCUUUGUUUGGCAAUAGUUUUCCUCUCAGAAACUCAUUGCUUAUAUCAUUAAGAAUGAAGGGUAUGUGUUUAAAAUUUUUUGCAUUGCAAAGGAUAGUUUCACCGAAGUCAUGCACCGUAAAUAAGAUGAAAUAUUGUAUUUAUUGUCCUACUUCUAAGCCGUAACUUGUUUUCUUCUCUGUGAAUUUGCAUUGAGUCAGUCAUAUGCCACACUACAUCAUUUUGUUAUUUGAAACGGCACUUAUGUUUCCCACUCAUUCAUCCAAUGGGGUCAGAUUCUAGUAGAGUCCACCUCUCAGGAUGAUUCUCUUAUGUCUGGCUUCCAUUAUGAGAUUGUUUCUUCUUCCCCUUUCUCUAAGAGAGGCUGACGGAAUCUAGGCGUAAGUCAAUUGGAAACCAGUCUCUGAUUUUUUUCACAUCAGUCAUUUUCUGUGAUUAGUUUCACUGUGUAAAUUAGAUAUUAACUGCACUUCUUGAAAAAAAAAAAAAAUCUCCCUGUUACCUCCUUGAAAGAUUCACUUCUGUAGGCCUUUUUCAAUAGGCUCAUGACUGCAGAUAAAGAAAAAGUAAAAACUAAAACAGUAUGUGCCUGAAAAACGACUAAAAAAAUUUUGUAACACUUAAAAAAGAAACCUGAAUAGCCUUUAAUUCUUUAAUAUGCUUAAAUUUUAUGUAAAUCAGUUUUUGCCACGUGUGUUUGUUCACAUUCUAAAUGACUUAAUGGGAUUCUCACGGUCUGUGUCUUCAUGUCACAUGUAUAAAUUGGGCUUGUGAUGUAAGCGUUUCAUCUGGUCAGUGGUUCCUUUGAUAUUGUACUGCUGCUGGGAGUGGGCUACAGAAACUGCCUUUGGGUAAUAAGGUUUCUCUUGGGUAGAUUGGAGAGAUGGGGGGUGGGGGUCAAAUUCUCACACGUUUUCUUAACCUAUUUGCAGAAACUUUUAAAAGGCAUUUGGUUAAACCUCUUGGCAGUACAGUAUUCUCGUAUUUGUUAACGUCUGUGUUUAGGUACUGGUACCUUUUUGUUUAAAAAUGUUCUAAGUGUUGGCUUUAAAGUGAAUUUAUCUUUAGUAUGAUAGUUAUAUGAAAAUUAUAGGGUUUGUGUGCAGAGAAUUUUUUUAUAAAGUGCUUUGUAAAAAAAAAAAAAUGUAUUCUAGCUUUCGCGGUACAUAUGUGUGAUAACUUUAAUAUCCAUGACAGUUAAGUGCAAUUAUUUCAUCACUCUAAAAAUGCUAUUUUUGUGUCAGUUCCUGCAGGUGUUUUCAUGUCUUUGCAAAGUGACACAUUUUGAUGCCUUCUUGAUAAAGUGGUAGACAUUUUGUAGCUUUCUAGAAACUUUGUAUUCAUACGGUAUCAAUGAAAAAUAAAGAAAAUGAAAGUGUGGGUCACCUUUU